Molecule: messenger RNA, 2134 nt
Organism: Pongo pygmaeus (Bornean orangutan)
Lineage: Eukaryota; Metazoa; Chordata; Mammalia; Primates; Hominidae
Gene: KRT86
Product: keratin 86
Exons: 9
Coding region: 103-1563 (486 amino acids)
Biological process (GO): keratinization; intermediate filament organization
Cellular component (GO): keratin filament
Molecular function (GO): structural constituent of skin epidermis
Source: RefSeq, a predicted model, not a curated record
GCCUACAGAGGUGCAAGUAGUGAACGCCUGACGCCCCGACCACUGUGCUCUCCAUUCGGACGUCUCCAUCCUCAGAACCUCCUCUCUUCCCCAAAAAGCACCAUGACUUGUGGAUCUUACUGUGGUGGUCGCGCCUUCAGCUGCAUCUCGGCCUGCGGGCCCCGGCCCGGCCGCUGCUGCAUCACCGCUGCCCCUUACCGUGGCAUCUCCUGCUACCGUGGCCUCCCUGGGGGCUUUGGCAGCCGCAGCUUGUACGGAGGCUUUCGGGCCGGCUCCUGCGGACGCAGCUUCGGCUACCGCUCCGGGGGCGUGUGCGGGCCCAGCCCCCCAUGCAUCACCACCGUGUCGGUCAACGAGAGCCUCCUCACGCCCCUCAACCUGGAGAUAGACCCCAACGCGCAGUGCGUGAAGCAGGAGGAGAAGGAGCAGAUCAAAUCCCUCAACAGCAGGUUCGCGGCCUUCAUCGACAAGGUGCGCUUCCUGGAGCAGCAGAACAAACUGCUGGAGACAAAGCUGCAGUUCUACCAGAACCGCGAGUGUUGCCAGAGCAACCUGGAGCCCCUGUUUGAGGGCUACAUCGAGACUCUGCGGCGAGAGGCCGAGUGCGUGGAGGCCGACAGCGGGAGGCUGGCCUCAGAGCUCAACCACGUGCAGGAGGUGCUGGAGGGCUACAAGAAGAAGUAUGAGGAGGAGGUUUCUCUGAGAGCAACAGCUGAGAACGAGUUUGUGGCUCUGAAAAAGGAUGUGGACUGCGCCUACCUCCGCAAAUCAGACCUGGAGGCCAACGUGGAGGCCCUGAUCCAGGAGAUCGACUUCCUGAGGCGGCUGUACGAGGAGGAGAUCCGCAUUCUCCAAUCCCACAUCUCAGACACCUCCGUGGUUGUCAAGCUGGACAACAGCCGGGACCUGAACAUGGACUGCAUCAUUGCCGAGAUCAAGGCACAGUACGAUGACAUUGUCACCCGCAGCCGGGCCGAGGCCGAGUCCUGGUACCGCAGCAAGUGUGAGGAGAUGAAGGCCACGGUAAUCAGGCACGGGGAGACUCUGCGCCGCACCAAGGAGGAGAUCAACGAGCUGAACCGCAUGAUCCAGAGGCUGACAGCCGAGGUGGAGAACGCCAAGUGCCAGAAUUCCAAGCUGGAGGCCGCUGUGGCCCAGUCUGAGCAGCAGGGUGAGGCGGCCCUCAGUGAUGCCCGCUGCAAGCUGGCUGAGCUGGAGGGCGCCCUGCAGAAAGCCAAGCAGGACAUGGCCUGCCUGAUCAGGGAGUACCAGGAGGUGAUGAACUCCAAGCUGGGCCUGGACAUCGAGAUCGCCACCUAUAGGCGCCUGCUGGAGGGCGAGGAGCAGAGGCUGUGUGAAGGCGUCGGCUCGGUGAAUGUCUGUGUCAGCAGCUCCCGCGGUGGCGUCGUCUGUGGCGAUCUCUGCGCCUCCACUACUGCCCCUGUUGUCUCCACCAGAGUCAGUAGCGUCCCCAGCAACAGCAACGUGGUGGUGGGCACCACUAACGCCUGCGCCCCCUCCACCGGGGUUGGCGUCUGCGGCGGCAGCUGUAAGAGGUGCUAGGAGGCUGCCGCCUCCGCCAGCGCCUGUCGUCGUCACUCUCCACCCAGCCAGUACCUCGCGCCACCGGAACGCGCCGCCCGCGCCGGCCUCCCAAUAGCGGCCGCCCGCCUGCACUCUAAGUGCCCUCCCCACCGCUCCGCUCCGGGAGCCAUCCCCGGUCGCAGGAGUCCGGGGAGGCCCCGGCGGUGCCGUGGUCUCUCUCUGUAGCCUUUCCUGGUAGUCAAUUUGUUGUCCCGAGGAUUCAUCCUUUUCUUCCGCCUGCCUUCUGUUUUUUGCUGUAUGCAUUGGUAUUGCCUGACCUCUUCCCCAAAGCUUGGAGGAACGGGGGAGGCCCGGGAAUGUCCCUGUCUGCACGACCUGGGACUCUGCGCAUGUGCUUCUGCCUGUGGAAUGGAGACGCGGACCCUGGAUGGUGGUUCUGUGACUCUACGAGGGACAGGCCCACGCGUGGGGAGAACAUCUCCCUUCGGGGGCUGCCCGCAAGAGCUUCUGAAAAACUAAUGACUCUGCUGCCUUCUCCUUUGUCUUUGUUUCACUCUAUGUUUCCAAUAAACUCAUUGUAGCGAAUCAA